GCUGCAGAUGAGCUUCCAGCUACAUCUCGAGCUCCAGGAGCGCGAGUGAAGUGCAGCAGGACAAGGACACAACGGAUGUACCCACAUGCCCAUCAGGUGGGAAGCAUCUAACUAUCUACAUGUUGGAGUCGGCUCCUGUAAACGACCAGAUGAUUACAUGUUACCUCUAGUCGAGAAAGUCCACCCGACUCAGGCUAAUAAGAUAACCUGGAUGCUGGAGGGCGUGAACAAUUAUGAGAUCGCGAACAUGAUUGGAUAUCCUGAGCUCCUGCAUACCAGGGUGGAAGCUGGUCACAAGCCGGAAACCCUGAAGAUGUUCUAUAACAAGAACAACAAGAAUAAGAAUAACAACAACAGCAAUAAAAAGAAGAAGAAUAAGAAGAAAUAAACACUGCAACCAAUAUUGCACAUAUUAUAAAGUGGUCUGGGUCUUGAUUAUUGUCAUUUAUUUAGAAUUUAAAGAUAAACUUGUGAAAUGUAAAUGUGUUAACUUAAGGG
Molecule: messenger RNA, 498 nt
Organism: Ictalurus furcatus (blue catfish)
Lineage: Eukaryota; Metazoa; Chordata; Actinopteri; Siluriformes; Ictaluridae
Product: embryonic polyadenylate-binding protein-like
Exons: 5
Coding region: 86-388 (100 amino acids)
Molecular function (GO): RNA binding
Source: RefSeq, a predicted model, not a curated record